Molecule: messenger RNA, 1128 nt
Organism: Symbiodinium necroappetens
Lineage: Eukaryota; Dinophyceae; Suessiales; Symbiodiniaceae
Source: the annotation of a GenBank genome assembly
AUGCUUCAACUCCCCUGUCGCACCCACUUAACUUACUCUGGCCACUCGGGCGUCGCCAUGGAGUCAAGCUUUGGGCAGCCAAGUGCUGGCACUGCUCAGCAGGAGUGGACACGUCGGUAUGAGUCUGCCAUGAAAGCAUUUGCGGAGGCACAGUCAGAGCUACAAGAGCAACUUGGAAAGAGUCCUCGAGAUGAUGCCGCCGUCAGGGCUUUUGAAAAGAAGGUGGAAAAUACACAGAAGCACAUUGAGUUUGUGCAGACAAUGCUUCAGCAGGCAGCAGAUCCCUCCGAAGACAUUCUGACCCAGAUGGAGAAGUUGCAUGAGAAGCUUGAAAAGAAGCUUGAGCACAGCAAUGAGAAGCUUGAAAAGAAGCUUGAGCACAGCAAUGAGAAGCUUGAAAAGAAGCUUGAGCCUCUCUGGGAAGCCAUUUUCGUGCCCGUUGCCAAGAGUGUUCGCACAGUAGAGACGGACGUGGAAGUGCGUCAAGCCUGUGUUCAGCAUCAUGGCAGGGUGCAGGAAUGUUUGAUUCUCCGACAUCUACACAAGGAAAGUGCCACGUGGUACAGUAACAACAUUUGCACAGCUCACAUCUACAACAAGGACCACGAUGCUCCUGCUCAGACCAUGGGGUUUGAGGUCAACGACCCCAAGAACACGCUCCUGCUACUGCGGCACUUCGAGCUAGAGUUUGACAGAGGACGUUUGAUGCUCAUGCCUGUCGAGGUGGGUCAGACUGCCGAAGAGCCAUUGUCGUUGGUGCUUAAAGUAUACAUCCAUGACGAGCUGAAGGCUGAGAAUGUUUGGACCGUUAGCAUAGUUGACCGAAACUACGUUUGGUACAAGCAAGUGCAAGUCCGGAGUCGAAGGGGCGGGUGGCGUUCACUGACUUUCAGAGACCUGCAUGGCAAAACAUUCAAUGCUGCGCCAGUCUACAUGAGAUCUCUGUUCCUGAAAGCUGUUGGUGCGCACAAGGCCCACCCACAGCACAUGCCAAACCCACGGGCAUUUCUACAUAAUUUCCAAUCAAGAUGUCUGACUUGGGAUCAGCAUUUCGGCAACCGUUGGUCUGAGCAGGAUCGGCAGGUCGGUAGUGUCCCAUAUGACGACCUUUUUGAUGACGUGUCUUAG